AUGACGGUGGAGAUCCCGAUGAUACGCACGGAGUGCGACAACGACGCCUUCGACGAAGAUGAUGGGUUUUUCUACUGCCAGCAAUGCGGCGUCAGAGAAGACGACAUGAUCGCGUCGGCCGUCGACGACGAGGAUUUAACCGGAGACGACGGAGGUACUCGCGGCGCAAUGUAUCAACGAAAACACCCUCGCCGUCUUCCUCCUUCGCAUGCACUCACUCCUUCGCAGCUUAGUUACGAGGAGUAUUACGGGCAGGUAAGAGAUCGAUACGUGAACGGCUUUCUGAUGAUGAUAACGCUUCAAUGCGAUGCGUUGGUCGAGAAAUUUAACGUCACGCCGUUGAUUAUUGGUUUGGUCGGACCAAUCUGCUUAAGGCUCGUGGCUCUCUCCGGCGUCUUCGAUGAUGGUUGGGCCGAUAAGGCAAUUCUUGAUUCAGAGCUUCACUCAAAAGUAAGAGAGAGUAAGCGGCGAAACAGAGAAAAAGAACUCGAGCCUCGUAACUUAGAUGGUAAAAGAGCAGUGACGAUAUGGGUAAGUCAGCUUAGAAAUUCUCUGCCAUUAUCGAGCUCUCUUGCUAUAUCUUUCCUCGCUUGUCACAAAGCAGGAGCAACGGUUCUACCCACGGAUAUAGUGAGAUGGGCACGAGAAGGGAAAGUUCCGUAUCAAUCUUGUUUCCUCAAGAUCCAAGAGAAGAUGGGAAAGAGAUCAGCUGCUUGUCCUGUGGAAGCGAGCGUAAUGUUUAGGCCUAAUCAGGUUGUUUCUGCUCAGAGACUAGAAGCAAGAGCCGCCUCAAUCGCUGAUAUCAUCGGUUUGCGUUUGCCUCCUGUGAAUCUGUAUGGUAUAGCUUCAAACUAUCUAAACCGGUUAUCUAUCACCGGCCAGGAGAAGGUUCUUGAUCUCGUGCGUCUCAUACAGAAAUGGUCAAUGCCUUCGGAUUUGUAUCUGUCGAAGAACGAGCUCAGGCUUCCUACACGAGUCUGUGUCAUGUCUAUUGUGAUUGUAGCUAUAAGGAUGCUUUAUAACAUCAACGGUUUCGGUGCGUGGGCAAGGAGUUUGGGCGUUGUUUCUGAGGUUUCAGAGACAAAACCGGAUGCUGAAGAGUUAUCAGAUGUCACGAAAGCAACUGAGUUCGACGCCGAGGAGCUUUUGAAGAAUCUUGAAGCAAAAUUUUAUGAUGUCGCUGCUGCUGAAUCCGUUGAUUAUGAGAAGGAUCUUUUGUCCUAUUUAGCGCACGGGAGAAACGAGCUAUUUGCUGGUUUAGUAGAAGCAUCAGUUGAUGAUAGUUACAGAACUGUUGAUAACUUGUGGAAUGGUUACACCAAGGACAAGGUGAAAAGUAAAAACAUGUAUGGGACUCCAUUAAAAAGGGGAAGAGAGUGGGAAGACGAUGAUGUAUCACUUCACCAGCUUUCAUUGGACGAUACCGAGUUUGGUGAUGGAAACAUUCCUUGUACUAGUCCUUCAAGGAGAAGCGAGAGCAUGUCAAGGGAGAAUCAUAAUCAAGAAGAGGAAUCAAAGGAGUUGUCAAUGACAAGACUAAUAACAGACAUGAGGGAGAAUUUGUUCUUUUACAUACCGCCUCGUGUGAAGGUGAAGAGACUAGACUAUCUUCACUAUGUGAGGAAAAUAGAAGAUGGAGCAAUGAAGUACCCGGCUCACGCGGAUUACUACAUUCUUUUGCGGGUUUGGCACGUGUCGCUGAGAUUGAUGUGA
Molecule: messenger RNA, 1713 nt
Organism: Thlaspi arvense
Lineage: Eukaryota; Viridiplantae; Streptophyta; Magnoliopsida; Brassicales; Brassicaceae
Source: the annotation of a GenBank genome assembly